AUUUAUUCUAGUUUGUUUGUUGAGGUCAAGGACUCCUUUUCUUUGGAUUCAGCAGAGAGGGAACUCUUUCCUCAUAGCACCAGACAGGCUUUCUGCUUUGCAGUCUACGGUCAGUGCGCAGCGCAGAUAAAGGAACAUCUGAGAGCACUUUUAAAGGAUUUAUCAAUCCAAAGCACUGGUGAGCUAUGUGCUGUCUCCAGUGUUAGCGUUAGGAGGCUUGCAACAAGGGACAGUAUUUGCACUAAGUGCAAGCCAGAGGCUCCAGCUGCUGACACUUCUGCAAACCGUAAACCAGUGGAUUCUGAUUUCCUUGAAUGCUGUAAAAUAGUUCUGACAGAAUGGACAGCUCCAAUAAAAAAAUCCACACAAGCUUUCUGAGAAGACAGCAAAGGAACUAGAGAAAACAGCUUGACUUGUAGGUUCCCACCUGACCCAUGACUGACUCUCUGCUAAUGCAGCACUAAUUUAAAACACCGUUGUAUAUCAGAUCUGAGGAUGUUUGUGCUGCUGUACAUUACAAGUUUUGCCAUCUACACAAGUGAACAACCUCUUCAAAGCCAGGCCAAAGGAGAAAAUUACUACACCAGAUAUAUCUGCAGCAUCCCAGGUUUGCCAGGCCCUGCGGGCCCCCCUGGAGCCAGCGGAUCCCCGGGGCCACAUGGACGCAUUGGCCUUCCAGGGAGAGAUGGCAGAGAUGGCAGGAAGGGAGAAAAAGGUGAAAAAGGGAGUGCAGGUUUAAGAGGAAAGACUGGGCCAUUAGGACCAGCUGGAGAGAAAGGAGACCAAGGUCAGUCUGGUAAGAAAGGACCUGGAGGACUGAUGGGUGCCAAAGGUGAAGUAGGUCCAGUUGGACCACCUGGACCUAAGGGAGAUAAAGGAGACCGAGGAGAGCCAGGUGCACCAGGGGUCUGCAAGUGUGGAAAGAUAGUGCUGAAAUCUGCCUUUUCUGUCGGCAUCACCACCAGCUACCCCGAGGAAAGACUACCCAUUGUAUUCAAUAAAGUCCUCUUCAACGAGGGGGAGCACUACAACCCAUCCACAGGAAAGUUCAUUUGUGCCAUCCCAGGGAUUUAUUACUUUUCUUACGAUAUCACCUUGGCAAACAAGCACCUUGCAAUUGGGCUGGUUCACAAUGGGAAGUACCGGAUCAAGACUUUUGACGCCAACACCGGCAACCACGACGUAGCCUCUGGAUCCACAGUGAUCUACCUUCAGCCAGAAGAUGAAGUAUGGCUUGAAAUCUUCUACACUGACCAGAACGGUCUCUUUUCUGACCCAACGUGGGCAGACAGUUUGUUUUCUGGAUUUCUCUUGUACGUUGAUACAGAUUACCUGGAUGCCUUAUCAGAUGAAGAUGAGUUCUGAAGCAGAUGUCAAAUGACUUUCAAACUGGAGUCCCCAGCACAGGAUUUUAUUCAUCUGUGUGGGGAAAACAAAGUUGUAAUGAAAAAAAAAAAUCUGGGAGUUCAUUCUUGUUUUGAUUAGAACCAAAUCUGAGCUCGUAAGGAUAAUUUUAGAAUCUAGGAUGGGUUUUUUAAUGAACAGCAGGGAUAUCAAAAUGAACUGUAAUUAACAAAAGACUGCAUAAUUCCAGGACUGACUCUUCCCUAAAAUUACGUUUAUAGUACUAUUUAAACAAAUUUAAGAUACUGUACAUUGGAUUUUAUAUAAAAUGUAUUAAGUUGCAAUUUUAAAUGGAUAUUUUGUAUAUUACAUUAAAGUAAAAUUGAACAAUUCAAUGCAA
Catharus ustulatus (Swainson's thrush) is the source of this 1744-nucleotide messenger RNA. RefSeq names its product C1q and TNF related 7 (gene C1QTNF7). The record is from RefSeq and is a predicted model, not a curated record. Gene Ontology annotation, molecular function: protein binding. The transcript is spliced from 4 exons. Bases 496 to 1365 code for a protein of 289 amino acids. NCBI's taxonomy places the organism in Eukaryota, Metazoa, Chordata, Aves, Passeriformes, Turdidae.